AUGGGCCUUGCGCAAAAUUGCGCCAACAGUACUUGCCGCACAUACCAUAGUAGAACUCGAAAGAUGAUACCGAAAGGGGUGUUAUCUUUCGCGUAUUACCUCAGCCGUCAGCAUUGCAGAAAGUGGUGCCAAAACAAAAGGCCGCACCUAUCGUUUAAUCCUGCGAUUCGUAUAUGGUACGGUGAGGUCGCCAAGUACGACCUGCCGACACUCCACCUGAAUAUAAGCACCACAAUUAAUCUUGCAGCACGUGCGCCCCAUAAUCCGACCAUUUUUCCUACAAAUCCUCCUGCGCCGUAUCUUUGUAAUUGGGUUCCACUGCACGACUUGGUAAACACUAACGCGAGUCCAGAAUAUCACCAAUGCUUGCCCUAUAUGUAUUGGAUAUCCGUAACUGACGACAAUAUCGAGAACCUAAACCCAAGCGGCUUCGAAUCAGGUCAGGUCGGGGGAUUCUCCCAAGGCGAGGCAUUGAGCUCUCACUUUGGCAACCUGACUGACCCUUUUCAUAUCAAUCUGUCUUUGGAGACGGGGCCGAAGAGUACAGAUGUCGUCCUCAGGUUAAGGGAUGGGAAGACUUACAAGAAGGAGGUUGAGGUUAUGGGGUGGGAAAACAACCAGUAUAGAGUGUAUGGGUAUCAUAUCCUUCUAAAAGCACCAACUUUUGACGAAUUCAGAUCGUCUCAUCAUCCCCAACUCUUUCCCUCUCCUUCAAAAAUCCACCUACCACUCUCCAAGCUCUAUACCUUCCUCACCAAACUCGACCGCAGCACAUUCUUAAUCUCCUCUAGAAUUGCUAGAUACCACUGUUAG
Molecule: messenger RNA, 813 nt
Organism: Lindgomyces ingoldianus
Lineage: Eukaryota; Fungi; Ascomycota; Dothideomycetes; Pleosporales; Lindgomycetaceae
Exons: 9
Coding region: 1-813 (270 amino acids)
Source: RefSeq, a predicted model, not a curated record